AUGGCAACCACAACCACAACCCAUCUUCUGUUUUCCUUCUUUUUUCUUGUCUCCACAGCUGCUUCUCAACACUUGAAUGAAAAGCUAUACAUAGUGUACAUGGGUGAUGUUCCAUCCCCAGAUAAACAAGAUUUUUCCCAAACAUCAGCGACUGCGUCCCACCUUUCAUUGCUUCACUCUGUACUUAGAAGCCAUGAGGCAGCACAGGAGUCUUUGGUUCAUAGUUAUUCGAAGAGCUUUAACGGAUUCGCAGCUUGGCUUUCCUCAUCUCAUGUCCAACGCCUCUCAAACACAGAUGGAGUAGUUUCGGUGUUUGAAAGCAAAAACGCUCAACUCUUGACAACUAGAUCAUGGGAUUUUGUGGGACUCCCUCUAUCUCAGCAAACCGAUCAUUUGGAGUAUCAAAGUGAUGUAAUUGUAGGCAUGCUAGAUACAGGGGUAUGGCCAGAGUCAGAAAGUUUCGAUGAUGCGGGAUUGGGUCCCAUUCCCUCAAAAUGGAAGGGAGUGUGUCAGACAACACCCGACUUCAAAGCCUGCAAUAAGAAAAUAAUAGGUGCAAGAUUUUACGAUAAAGGAACUCAACCAGCUGCUGGUGAGUUCAUCUCUCCAAGAGAUUCAAAUGGCCAUGGAACACACACCUCUUCCAUAGCUGCUGGAAGCAUUGUCAGAAAUGGCAGUCUCAUUGGAUUAGCACAAGGAGACGUACGUGGAGGAGUACCUGGUGCAAGGAUUGCUAUAUACAAGGUUUGCUGGUCACGUUCUUGCAGCGAUGUAGAUAUCCUUGCCGCAUUUGAUGAUGCAAUCCAUGAUGGUGUGGAUGUAAUUUCUGUUUCUAUUGGUAUUUCAAAUGGAGGCAUCUUUCCCCCACUUGACUACUUCGAAGAUAGCAUUUCCAUAGGCGCAUUCCAUGCAAUGAAAAGAGGAAUCUUAACAUCAAAUGGUGCUUGUAACGAUGGCGUUGAGGGAUCUGUUUGCAACUUUUCCCCCUGGUCUCUGACAGUGGCUGCAAGCACCAUUGAUCGGCAAUUCAAAUCACAACUUACUUUGGGAAAUCAAAUGUUUCUCGAGGGGCAUGCUAUAAACACAUUCACAAUGGAGCAGCCUUGGUAUCCUUUAGUAUAUGGAGGAGAUGCUGCUAAUGUUUCUGGCGGAUUUUCUUCAGAUGACUCACGUGGUUGCGGACUAUAUUCCCUGGAUCGCAGUAUAGUCGAAGGAAAAAUAGUACUUUGCUACUUUGCUGAGCCAAUCGAUCCGCCGGAUGGAGGAGUGUAUGUCUCUGGAGGGGCAGGUACCAUAAUAUUGUAUAAUGUUAAUAAUGAUACAGCUUUCUCGUUCAUGGUCCCCGCCACAGUUAUUUCAGCCGAACAGGAAGAGAUUGUCAGAUCUUACAUCAAUUCUACAAGGUCUCCAAUUGCAAGUAUAGCAAAAAGUGUGACUAGCAAUGAUUUACCUGCACCUAUAAUAGGUUCAUUCUCAUCUAAAGGUCCCAACAGAAUCACACCAGAUCUUCUAAAGCCCGACAUCACCGCACCAGGUGUAAAUAUUCUAGCGGCUUGGUCAAAUGCUGCGCCAAUGAGCAUGGAUCCGUUGGACAAAAGAGUAGUGGAUUUUAACAUAGAAUCUGGAACAUCCAUGGCAUGCCCUCAUGCCACAGGAGCAGCUGCCUAUGUCAAGUCAUUUCAUCCUGACUGGUCUCCUGCUGCUAUCAAAUCCGCUCUCAUGACCACAGCAUCACUAUUGGAUGCAACAUUAUAUGGCAAUGAAGCUGCAGAAUUAGGAUAUGGUGCAGGGCAGAUUAAUCCCCUCAAGGCCAUCAAUCCAGGGCUUGUGUAUGAUGUCGACUCAAAUUCUUAUAUCAACAUGCUAUGUAGCCAAGGAUACAAUGAAACAUCCUUACGUUUGCUGACAGGAGAAUCUAUCACUUGUUCUUCAAACUUAUCUAAAAAUGGAGUAUGGGAACUUAACUAUCCUUCCAUAAUGGUUAUUAGCAAUGCAAGUGAGCCCACUUUUGCUCAAUUUCCAAGAACAGUUACAAAUGUAGGACCUGCAAACUCUACUUACCAAGCCAAAAUAGAUGCACCCUUUGGAAUGAACGUGACAGUGGAGCCAGAUACACUCACUUUCACAUCCUCCAACAAGAAGAUGUCAUACAAUGUAAAAAUUGAAAGUCAAGUUAUACCAGAUGAUGACGCUUUACUAUCAGGUGCAUUGACUUGGAGCUAUGGCAAUUACAGUGUGCGGAGCCCCAUUCUUGUAUAUUAUAAUGUGAAACAGGAGGAGGACCUUAUUCAGUUUGCAAGACUCAACGGUAUUCUGCCUUCGAAACCAGAAGAUGAAAACCUACAUUUGGAACAGGCUAGCAGGGGUCGUGCUUGCAGGGGUCACCGUGGGACUGGAAUUGGCCAUGGUAGAGGUCGCCCUCCGUGCAGAGGACGUGGACAAGCAAGGAAGGAGCACCCGUCAGCUGAAGCCCAACAGGAAAUUGCAAGCUAG
Cryptomeria japonica (Japanese cedar) is the source of this 2493-nucleotide messenger RNA. RefSeq names its product cucumisin-like. The transcript has 12 exons. Gene Ontology annotation, biological process: proteolysis. The record is from RefSeq and is a predicted model, not a curated record. The coding region runs from base 1 to 2493 and encodes 830 amino acids. NCBI's taxonomy places the organism in Eukaryota, Viridiplantae, Streptophyta, Pinopsida, Cupressales, Cupressaceae. Gene Ontology annotation, molecular function: serine-type endopeptidase activity.